Messenger RNA from Engraulis encrasicolus (European anchovy), 1372 nucleotides. RefSeq names its product gsg1-like (gene gsg1l). Gene Ontology annotation, cellular component: plasma membrane. The transcript is spliced from 5 exons. Bases 40 to 972 code for a protein of 310 amino acids. The record is from RefSeq and is a predicted model, not a curated record. NCBI's taxonomy places the organism in Eukaryota, Metazoa, Chordata, Actinopteri, Clupeiformes, Engraulidae.
GGAGCAGGCGUUCGCAGAAAGUCUCUCAAACAGCGGACGAUGAAGACCACUCGGAAAUGUCGUGCCUUGCUGUCCGUGAGUUUGAACCUCGCAGCCCUUUUCUUCUCCACCACGGCGUUCAUCACCACGUACUGGUGUGAGGGAACGCAGAGGGUCCCCAAGCCCAACUGCAACAAGGAGAGGCGACACAACUGCAUCGACUACGGGGUCAACGACACUGACCAGAGCAAAGUGCACUACAGCUGGGAGACGGGAGACGACAGGUUCCUCUUCAGAUAUUUCCACACGGGAAUAUGGUACUCAUGCGAAGAGAACAUCCAUGGGGCAGGUGAAAAAUGCCGUAGUUUUAUCGACCUGGCCCCUGCAUCGGAGAGAGGUGUGCUGUGGCUGUCGGUGGUGUCAGAGGUGCUCUACAUCAUGCUGCUGGUGGUGGGCUUCAGCCUGAUGUGCCUGGAGCUCUUCCACUCCAGCAACGUCAUCGACGGACUCAAACUCAACGCCUUCGCUGCCGUCUUCACCGUCCUCUCAGGGCUGCUGGGGAUGGUGGCCCAUAUGAUGUACACGCAGGUGUUCCAGAUCACCGUGAGCCUGGGCCCCGAGGACUGGAGACCUCACUCAUGGGACUACGGCUGGUCCUUCUGCCUGGCCUGGGGUUCGUUCACCUGCUGCAUGGCCGCCUCCGUGACCACCCUGAACUCCUACACCAAGACCGUCAUCGAGUUCCGGCACAAGCGCAAGCUGUUCGAACAGGGCCUCCGUGAGGAGCAGACCUACCUCGACCCCGACACAUUCCACUACUUCCGAGACCGCUCCGUGCAGUCCGUCUCCAGCUCUCUGGACGUCUACCCGGGUCAUGGAGGCAGUGGAGGAGGAGGAGGAGGAGGAGGAGGGAGAGGGAAGCUCCACAGGGGCCCUUCCAGCUCCAUGGACCUUGGGGAGAACUGUGACUCCCUGGGGGAGGAGCAGUGUUAAGUGGACUGAUGGAUGGAGAGAGAGGAGGGUGGAGACGGUUGAUGGAGACGGUUGCUGGAGAGACAGGAGGCGAUUGCUGGGAAGGCAGGAUGUGGGAUGCGGUAGGCAAGUUCCUGAGGAGACUGGAGAUGGAUGCUGGGGAAGGAUGGAGACGGGGACAUAUUAGGAUGGAAACAGUUUUCGGGGAGGCUGGAAACAAGACUGUGGCAGACAGGUCCGAUGGAGACAGUUGUCAAGAAGCAUGCAAGCGGUUGCCAAGGAGACUAGAGAACAGGCUGUGAUGCUCAGGUCUUUUUGGCCUUGUUUGUCUCAGUCUCGGCGAAUUCCACACUGAAGGCGUGCGGUCUUCUCAGAACUGGGCCGUUUCUAAGAGCUGAGAUGGACUGAUGUUCUUGGAACA